AUGGUAAAAAAGGUCCACUUCGAUUAUGACAACAAGGACAACAAGACCAAAUGUAAACUUUGUGGAGCAAAAAUCGCUGGGAAAAACACCACCAACUUGAAGCGACAUUUACAGACGACUCAUACAGAAAUACAUGCCAAGAUACAGAAGACAGCUGAUGAACAUGGGCCAAGUGGAAAUAAAGCGAGUGCAACCCAGCAGCAGGCCAUCUCUACAGCUUUCCUAAGUUCUUCAAAGUACAAAACAGAAUCAAAGGAACAACAGACCAAGGAGCAGGCCAUAGCUAGAUGGAUUGGACGCACAGGGUUGCCACUCACAACAAUUGAAGACGAGGACUUUAUUCAAAUGAUGGAGAUAGUAGAUAGGAGACUAACAGUUCCAAAGAAAACUAAAAUUAGCAAUUUGAUUGAAACACAGUAUGAACAUGAAAGACAAAAAUUCAAAGAGAGACUUGCUGCUGCCCAGAGAGUAUCCAUUGGGCUUGACUUGUGGACAAAAAAAGGACUGGCGGCCUCAUUUCUUGCUAUAAGCGCAUGCUACUUUUGUGUUGAACAAAGUAAACCUGUACACAUAUUGUUGGCCCUUGAACAAGUAGCUCACCCACACACUGCACAGUCUAUUAAGGCAUGUGUGGACAAAUGUAUGCAAGAGUGGGCAAUACCAAAGUAUGGAAUGUUUUUUUGGUCUUUUUUAAAUUAA
This is a messenger RNA of Misgurnus anguillicaudatus (oriental weatherfish), 699 nucleotides long. The record is from RefSeq and is a predicted model, not a curated record. NCBI's taxonomy places the organism in Eukaryota, Metazoa, Chordata, Actinopteri, Cypriniformes, Cobitidae.